AUGAGGUACAAGGACGGAAAGCUGUCCUACGGCACCGAGAGCCCGGGGCGCGGCAGGAGGGUCAUCUUCUGCGUCCACGGCAAUCCGUCCACGGGAUGCUGCGCGGUCAUAGAGAGCAGCCAGGACCCCGGAGACCGGCGAAACGGGAGCAUCACAGAGGGUGAAAAACACUGCCACCGCUCGAGGAACGAGGAGAUAGACAAAAGGGCGCGACGGAAGCUGAUAAUCGCCAGUGUGCUGUGUGUCAUAUUCAUGAUUGGUGAAAUAGUUGGUGGUUACCUGUCCAACAGUCUCGCGAUAGCUACGGACGCCGCCCAUCUUCUGACCGACUUCGCUAGUUUCAUGAUCUCGCUGUUCUCGCUGUGGGUCGCCAGCCGACCGGCCACCAGACAGAUGCCGUUCGGCUGGUACCGCGCGGAGGUGAUUGGCGCUCUGACGUCGGUGCUCCUCAUCUGGGUGGUGACGGGGGUGCUGGUGUACAUGGCGGUGCAGAGGGUGAUAAACAAGACGUUCGAGAUCGACGCCACGGUUAUGCUGAUCACCUCCGCCGUGGGUGUCGCCGUCAACUUGGUCAUGGGGCUGACCCUUCACCAGCACGGACACAGCCACGGCGGCCACGGGCACUCGCACGGCGGCACCAAUCCGGUGCUGAAUAACAGGGAGCGCGGCGGGGACUCGGACGCGGAGAGCUCGUCGUCGCACUCACCCGCACAGGCGCACGCGCACACGCACACAGAGAACAUAAACGUGCGCGCCGCCUUCAUACACGUGCUCGGCGACUUCCUGCAGAGCUUCGGCGUGCUGGUCGCCGCGCUCGUCAUCUACUUCAAGCCGGAAUGGAACCUGGUGGACCCGAUCUGCACCUUCCUGUUCUCCAUACUGGUGCUGAUCACCACUUUCAACAUAAUCAAGGACACGCUUUUGGUGCUGAUGGAGGGGUCUCCCCGCGGCGUCGACUUCCAGGAGGUGGCCAACACGUUCCUGUCGCUGCCCGGCGUGGUGCGCAUCCACAACCUGCGCAUGUGGGCGCUGUCCUUGGACAAGACUGCGCUCUCCGCCCACCUGGCCAUACGUAGCGGCAUCAGCCCGCAGAAGGUGCUUGAACAGGCCACCCGUCUGGUGCACGAGAAGUUCAACUUCUUCGAGAUGACCCUCCAGAUCGAGGAGUUCAGCGACGGAAUGGAGGAGUGCAGCCAAUGCAAGAUGCCACAGUCG
Messenger RNA from Iphiclides podalirius (scarce swallowtail), 1215 nucleotides. NCBI's taxonomy places the organism in Eukaryota, Metazoa, Arthropoda, Insecta, Lepidoptera, Papilionidae. The record is from the annotation of a GenBank genome assembly.